Medicago truncatula (barrel medic) is the source of this 1653-nucleotide messenger RNA. RefSeq lists its product as uncharacterized. Lineage: Eukaryota; Viridiplantae; Streptophyta; Magnoliopsida; Fabales; Fabaceae. The transcript is spliced from 9 exons. The record is from RefSeq and is a predicted model, not a curated record. Bases 1 to 1653 code for a protein of 550 amino acids.
AUGGCAGAGACUCACUUGUACACUAUGAUAAAGGUGGUACGAGAUGAAGACCUUGCAGAACAAAUUGGAAAUGACAUAUAUUUUGAUCUCGUAGACCUUGACAAAGUGAGGAGUUUCCGUGUUAAAAAGCAGACGUCAUUUAACGUUUUCAAGAACAUGGUUGCUAGAGAGUUUGGCAUACUAGCUCAAUUCCAGCGCUUUUGGAUUUGGAAAAAGCGUGUAAACGGUACAUAUCGACCAUAUCGGCCUUUGACAUACAUCGAGGAAGCAAAAUCUGUUGGCCAAUUGAAAGAGCUUUACGAGGAUGACAAAUUAAAAUUGUUUCUGGAAGUGGAGCAUGAGCUGGAUUUAUGCCCCAUUGCACCACUCUAUAACGGAGAGGAUGAUAUAUUACUUUUCUUCAAGUUACACAAUCCUGAAAGGAAGAAGCUAAGUUAUGUUGGAAGGCUUAUUGUGAACUGUAAGGAUAAGCCAUCAGAUAUCUUGGCAAGGUUAAAUAAAUUGGCUGGUUAUGAUCCUAAUGAAGAGAUUGAACUUUAUGAGGAAAUAAAGUUUAAACCAAAUGUCAUGUGUUUGCCUAUUAAGAAGGAAUCAACAUUUCAAGAAAGUGAGUUAGAAAAUGGUGAUAUUAUAUGCUUUCAGAAAGCUUAUGCUAUUGAUACUAGGAAAUAUUUCCACCUUUCUGACGUGCCUUCAUUCUUGAAAAUGAAAGCUAUUGAUUGCCAGGUUUCUCCUUUUCGAUCCUCAGACAUAGAAUCCAAAGAUGAAGAAUCAUUGGAAGAGAAAAACAAAAUUAUUAUAGCUGAAGAAAGGAAUGUUGUCAAAAAUACUGAAGCUCAACAGUCAAAAGUGGAUAUAGAGACCACUUAUGAUGAAGGUACCAACAAAGCCAACACUUUAAAAUUUGUCAGCAAAGACUUGAAAGAAAUUGAUGCUAUGAUAGAUGAGGAUGUCAUUGGUGCGAUCGACAGAGUGUUAUCAGAAGGGAUUACUCUUUCCUUAAAAUCUCACCAUUCUGUUCAAAAACAAGAAGUCUCGAAGCUGGAUCCCAACUUCCAAGAGCAACUUCUUAUGGAAUUGAGGGAUAUCGCUUUUAAAGAAGACUUGGUUGAAAAAUUUAAACAAGGUCUCACUCCUAAAGUUAGUUUCAACACAGUCAUGGAAAAAAUUGAAGCUAAUGUUGACAUGUUCUCUUCUCACCAACUAGAACAAGUCGGUGUUGUUGUUAACCUUGUCAAGAACAUUGCGAGGAUGUUUGAGCAACUUAAAAAUUUGAAAAAAUUGCAAGACUUGACUAAGAACAGCACUGACCAAAAUAAUGAAGCAUUGAAGGAGGCAAGACAAAAUUUUUUGAUCUCAAAGGCGUGCCUCACAGACCACCAAACACAACUCAAGUCUCUUGACAUUCGGAUUGCUGAUAUCAAAGCCAAGCUUGAAAAACUACAAGGCGACCGGGCUAAAAUGGCUGAGAUUCAAGAUCAAGAGAAAGAUAAGAUCACAUCUUUUAACAAUGAAGUUAAAUCAAUUUUCCAUCGCCUCGCUGAUGAUCAAAUCAAGUUGAAGAGCGUUGAAGAUAAAAUCCUGGAGGCACAAACUGAAUUGGAAAGGCAUGAGAAGGUCUACCAAAUAAUGAGGGUAAUGCCUCCAUUUUGA